UUUCCGGCGGCGCGGAACUGGGUAGCCAACGGCCUGCGGAGCAACAUGCCUAAGUUUUAUUGUGACUAUUGUGAUACGUAUCUAACCCAUGAUUCUCCAUCUGUGAGGAAGACUCACUGCAGUGGCAGGAAACACAAAGAGAAUGUGAAAGACUACUACCAGAAAUGGAUGGAGGAGCAGGCCCAGAGCCUGAUUGACAAAACAACGGCUGCAUUUCAGCAAGGAAAGAUACCUCCAGCUCCAUUCUCUGCUCCUCCUCCUGCAGGGGCCAUGAUCCCACCUCCCCCCAGUCUCCCGGGUCCUCCUCGUCCUGGCAUGAUGCCUGCACCGCACAUGGGAGGCCCUCCCAUGAUGCCCAUGAUGGGCCCCCCUCCUCCUGGGAUGAUGCCCGUGGGACCUGCUCCUGGGAUGAGGCCACCCAUGGGAGGCCACAUGCCCAUGAUGCCUGGGCCGCCAAUGAUGAGACCUCCGGCUCGCCCUAUGAUGGUGCCCACUCGCCCUGGAAUGACUCGGCCAGACAGAUAAGAGCAGAGCGGCUCUUCAUCAGUUUUGUAUUUCUUCCUCUGUUUCGCCAGGAGAUCACGGUGCUGAGCCUGUGUUUUCUAGCUGCAUGACGAGAGAACUCCCCCUUCCUAACGGAAUAGUUUUGGAGGGAGAAGUGGUAUAAAAUGCAGUUUUCACUUAUAUUGUGGGAUAUGAAAAUAAAAUGUCAGCUCUUUUAGUUAAAA
Psammomys obesus (fat sand rat) is the source of this 728-nucleotide messenger RNA. RefSeq names its product small nuclear ribonucleoprotein polypeptide C (gene Snrpc). The transcript has 6 exons. The coding region runs from base 46 to 525 and encodes 159 amino acids. Gene Ontology annotation, cellular component: nucleus; U1 snRNP. NCBI's taxonomy places the organism in Eukaryota, Metazoa, Chordata, Mammalia, Rodentia, Muridae. Gene Ontology annotation, biological process: mRNA 5'-splice site recognition; spliceosomal snRNP assembly; mRNA splicing, via spliceosome. Gene Ontology annotation, molecular function: pre-mRNA 5'-splice site binding; zinc ion binding. The record is from RefSeq and is a predicted model, not a curated record.